AUGAGUGCCGCCGCCACGUUACCGCAGAAGCGUGUCUUUGGCGGGGCCCGUCCUCCUUCAUCGCCGGGUACCAAGAAGAGGCGCCUGGAACCGCUCACCUCGUCGCCAGCGUCGCGUCUCAACAGCUCACAACCGGCUCCAGGCAGCAAGCUCGGAUCUGCCCAAACCAAGAGCACUUUCGAGUCAGAAGUCCUCGAGAAGCUCAGCCAAGAUAUCUCCGACCUCAAGCAGAACAACUCGGAAAAGGACCAAUCAUGGGAACGCCCACCCGUCACCGACUUCAACCCGAAACGUGACAACCUCACGUUUCAACAGAUCGAGGCCGAGGAAGGCACAUUGCAUGGAGGCAAAGCUACAGUCAAGCUCUUUGGUGUCACGGAGAAUGGCCAUUCCGUCAUGCUCCACGUUACCGACUUCAAGCACUACUUAUACGUCGCCGCGCCCGUUUCCUUUCAGCCCAAGGACUGCGAGCCUUUCAAGGCAUUUCUCGAAUCCCAAAUAGCCCAGCAUCAGCCCGCCAUCUACUCCUGUCAGCUGGCUUUGAGAGAAAACAUUUAUGGUUUCCAAGGCAACACCAAGAGCCCAUAUAUCAAAAUCACCGUCACGGACCCCAAGUUCAUCAACAGGGUCCGCUCCACGAUCGAAAAGGGCGAUGCAAACUGGAAGGGAAUGUGGAAAGGGGCAGAGGGAGAUAUCAUGACCUUUGACAACCUACAAUAUGUCUUGCGUUUCAUGGUUGAUACCAAGAUUCCUGGUAUGUCGUGGGUCGAAUGCCCAGCGAAACAGUACAGCCUUAUUCCCGAGCAAGAGAAACAAUCCAACUGUCAGAUCGAGGCCGAGAUUCCCUACACUCAUCUCAUCUCACACGAGCCGAAAGGAGAAUGGUCAAAGAUGGCGCCUCUCCGUAUUCUGUCAUUCGAUAUCGAGUGCGCUGGCAGAAAGGGUAUCUUCCCAGAGGCCGAUAUGGACCCAGUCAUUCAGAUUGCCAACGUUGUGACGCGGUAUGGAGAGAGCAAGCCCUUCAUUCGAAACGUUUUUUGCUUGGACACGACCAGUCCAAUUGUGGCAACACAGAUUCUGGACUUUGACAAGGAACAAGAUAUGCUCAUGGCAUGGAAGCACUUUCUUGACAAGGUUGAUCCUGAUCUCAUUACUGGCUACAACAUUGCCAAUUUCGAUUUCCCCUACCUCUUGGACAGGGCCAGACAUCUCAAGUGCAAAGACUUUGACUACUGGACCAGACUCAAGAGCGUAAAGUCGCAAGCCAAGGAAACCAACUUUUCGAGCAAACAGAUGGGCAACCGCGACACGAAAGCGACCAACACCAAUGGUCGUCUGCAACUCGAUCUGCUCCAGUUGAUCCAGCGCGAUCAUCACCUCCGCAGUUAUACACUGAAUUCCGUCUGUGCUCAUUUCCUGGGAGAGCAAAAGGAGGAUGUUCACCACACCAUGAUUACCGAGUUGUUCAACGGUACACCGGAAUCUCGCCGAAGAUUGGCUCUGUACUGUUUGAAGGAUGCCUAUCUUCCACAACGAUUAAUGGACAAGUUGUCUUGUCUGGCAAACUACACGGAAAUGGCCAGAGUCACGGGUGUCCCUUUCAACUUUUUGCUUUCCAGAGGUCAACAAAUCAAGUUCUUGAGUCAACUUUACCGAAAAGCACUGGAGCAGAAGCUGGUCAUUCCAAACAUGCGGUCACAGGGCUCCGAUGAACAGUAUGAGGGUGCCACAGUCAUUGAGCCUACUCGUGGAUACUACGAUGUGCCGAUUGCGACUCUUGAUUUCGCCUCGCUAUAUCCGAGUAUCAUGCAGGCCCACAAUCUCUGCUAUACAACGCUGAUCAAUGCGAGAGCAGUGGAGAAGUUUGGGCUGAAGAAGGACGAGGACUAUAUUGUGACGCCAAAUGGAGAUCUUUUUGUCACCACCAAGCAAAGAAAGGGUCUGCUCGCUCAGAUUCUGGAGGAAUUGCUCAUGGCUCGAAAACAGGCAAAGAGGGAGCUCGCUGUGGAAACUGAUCCAUUUAAAAAGGCUGUGCUGAACGGUCGCCAGCUUGCCUUGAAGAUCAGUGCCAACUCCGUGUACGGUCUGACUGGUGCCACAACUGGCAAGCUUCCUUGUCUCGAGAUUGCUAGUAGUACCACUAGUUACGGUCGACAAAUGAUUGAAAAGACAAAGGACGAGGUCGAGAAGAAGUACUGCAUUGCCAACGGCUAUUCUCAUGACGCCCAGGUCAUUUACGGUGACACUGAUUCCGUCAUGGUGAAAUUUGGCACUACAGAACUGGCCGAGGCAAUGAAACUUGGCGAAGAGGCAGCUAACUACGUCUCAUCCAAGUUCAUCAAGCCGAUCAAGCUUGAGUUCGAAAAGGUCUAUUUCCCAUAUCUACUCAUCAACAAGAAGCGAUAUGCUGGAUUGUACUGGACAAAGACGGAAAAGUACGACAAGAUGGAUACCAAGGGUAUUGAGACAGUUCGACGUGAUAACUGCCUUCUCGUUCAGACUGUCAUUGAAAAGGUUUUGAGAAUGAUCUUAAUUGAUCGGGAUGUACCAGGUGCACAAGAAUACGUCAAAGACAUGAUUGCAGAUCUGCUGCAAAACAAGGUUGACAUGUCGAAACUGGUCAUUACGAAAGCUUUGACAAAGGAGGUCUAUGACGGCAAACAAGCACACGUCGAGCUUGCAGCACGAAUGAAGAAGCGAGAUGCUGGUUCGGCUCCUGGCCUGGGAGACCGAGUUGCAUAUGUGAUGAUCAGAGGUGCAGCAGGAGCCAAGAACUUUGAAAAGUCCGAGGAUCCGAUAUACGUCCUUGAGAACAACCUUCCCAUUGACACCAGGUACUACUUGGACAACCAGCUUGCCAAACCCCUGGGCCGUAUCUUUGAGCCCAUUCUCGGCGAGACCAAAGCCAAGUCGUUGCUCACAGGAGACCAUACCCGCUCCAUAUCCGUUGCAGCUCCAACAGUCGGCGGUCUCAUGAAGUUUGCCAAAAAGACCAUGACAUGCAUGGGUUGCAAGAAACCUCUGGUCGGCAAAGAAGAAAGUGCUGGUGCAGUCUGCUCCAACUGCGCGCCGCGAGUUGGAGAGCUGUACAACAAGACACUGGGCAGAGUGUCGGAUCUUGAGGUUCGAUUCGGCAGGUUGUGGACGCAGUGCCAGCGAUGCCAGGGCAGCAUGCAUUGCGAGGUCAUCUGCAGCAGCAAGGACUGCCCCAUCUUCUACAUGCGCAUGAAGGCCAAGAAGGACCUCGAGGAUGCUGGUAAAGAGCUGAAGCGGUUCGACUUGGACCAGGCAGCCAUCUGGUAG
This is a messenger RNA of Pestalotiopsis fici W106-1, 3303 nucleotides long. RefSeq names its product DNA polymerase delta catalytic subunit. Gene Ontology annotation, cellular component: delta DNA polymerase complex. The record is from RefSeq and is a predicted model, not a curated record. NCBI's taxonomy places the organism in Eukaryota, Fungi, Ascomycota, Sordariomycetes, Amphisphaeriales, Sporocadaceae. The transcript is spliced from 3 exons. Gene Ontology annotation, biological process: nucleotide-excision repair, DNA gap filling; base-excision repair, gap-filling; DNA-templated DNA replication. Gene Ontology annotation, molecular function: nucleotide binding; DNA binding; 3'-5'-DNA exonuclease activity. The coding region runs from base 1 to 3303 and encodes 1100 amino acids.